Molecule: messenger RNA, 2326 nt
Organism: Tripterygium wilfordii
Lineage: Eukaryota; Viridiplantae; Streptophyta; Magnoliopsida; Celastrales; Celastraceae
Product: U-box domain-containing protein 13-like
Exons: 5
Coding region: 103-2022 (639 amino acids)
Biological process (GO): protein ubiquitination; cell surface receptor signaling pathway
Cellular component (GO): cytoplasm; nucleus
Molecular function (GO): protein binding; ubiquitin-protein transferase activity
Source: RefSeq, a predicted model, not a curated record
AAAUAAUAAUAACAAAUCAUUUUAAACAAGCUUUUUUAAGCUCCGAACCGCGCCUACGUCGACAUUGGGCAGAACCGCUGGGUUCGCCAUUACCGUCUAGCGAUGGCGGACGGUGAAUGGAGAGCGAUACUUCGGAGCCUGACGGAAAUCGCCAACGAAAUCCUCGAGAUAACCGAGUUUAAUUGCGUAAUCAAAAAGCCAUGUCGAAAUCUCAGUAGGAGAUUGAGGAUUUUGACUCCCCUUUUUGAGGAAUUGGGAGAGAUCAAGGACCUCAUCUCGGAAGUAAAUAUGAAAGCUUUGGCCUUUUUGAAGGAUUCCAUGGAGAAAGCAAAGGAUUUGCUCAAAUUUAGUAGCCGAGGCAGCAAGAUUUACAUGGUACUGCAGAGAGAACAGAUCAUUAGUGAAUUUCGGGAACUUGAGGGUCUUUUUGAACAAGCUUUAGGUGGAGUUUCCUUUGGAAAACUGGAUAUAUCUUCUGAACUUAAGGAGCAGAUUGAACUUGUGUGUGCUCAGUUUGGAAGAGCCAGCAAACGGCUUGAUGCAUCUCAUUUAGAGCUAUACGAGGAUUUUUCAUUUAUUUAUAACCACACGAGUGAUGCCAAUAUUCUGCAAAUACUAUGUAAAAAGCUAGAACUGAGGGGUGCUCAAGACCUUAAACAAGAGUCGUUAGCUUUGGAGAAGAUGUGUAUUAACAGUACUGGAGAUUUGCGGGAAGGUAUGGAAGAAAUGUACAUGGUGCUCAAGAAGUAUAAAGAAUUAUUGCAAGCAGAAGAUGUCGUCUUUAAUAAUUCUGGAAGUGACGAUUGUUCUCCAACUGGUCAGAAGAUUCCAGCGUACACCAAUGUAUGUUCCCAAAAAUUAGCUAUACCGGAUGACUUUCGAUGCCCAAUAUCAUUGGAAAUGAUGAAAGAUCCUGUAAUUAUCUCCACAGGUCAGACGUAUGAACGAGCUUGCAUCAAGCAAUGGCUUGAAGCAGGACAUAGAACAUGUCCAAAGACACGUCAGAUUCUUUCCAGCACUUCAAUAAUCCCCAACUAUGUUCUAGUUAGUAUCAUAUCCAACUGGUGUGAGGCAAAUAAUAUGGAGCCCCCCAGAAACUCUAUCACUUCAAGCCUAAAUAAUGCAGCUUCUUCCUGCUCUGUUGAAGAUGUGGAGCUUGACAAUCUUCUUAGAAAGCUCAAAUCCAACAACAUUGAGGACCAGCGAUUUGCUGCAGCCAACCUCCGCCUUCUUGCAAAGCAUAAUAGUUGCAACCGCUUGCGUAUUGCUGAGGCUGGUGCUAUCCCUCCCCUUAAUAACCUUCUCUAUGCAAAUGACAGUCUCACCCAAGAGCAUGCUGUCACUGCAAUCUUGAACCUGUCUAUUCGUGAAAAUAUCAGGGGAAGCAUCAUGUCUUCUGGGUCUAUUCUUGGUAUUCUUCACGUGCUUGAAAAUGGGAGUAUGGAAGCACGAGAGAACGCUGCAGCUACCUUUUCUGUCUUGUCAUCGGUGGAAGAGUACCGAAUGACAAUUGGUGCAUCUGGAGCAAUCCCAGCUCUUGUAAUACUGUUGAGUGAAGGCAGGCAUAGAGGAAAAGUUGAUGCGGCAAGAGCCCUUUUCCAGAUUUGUAUAUAUCAAAGAAACAAGGGACGGGUAGUGAGGGCUGGAGCAAUUCCCCAGUUGGUGAAUAUGCUUUUACAAAAUGGAGGUGAAAUGGUUGGUGAGGCACUGGCUAUCAUGGCAUUAUUGGCUAGCCACCCUGAUGGGAAAGCAGAAUUAGGAGCUUUGGAUGUUGUUCCAACUCUAGUUGAACUAGUAGCGAAUGGAACUCCUAGAAAUAAAGAGAACGCAGCUGCAGUGCUAGCACACCUUUGUCUUGGAGGUCAUAAACAUCUGUCACAGGCUCUAACACAUGGUUUUGUGAAUCCUCUUUUAGACCUAGCGGAAAAUGGCACAGCGAGGGCCAAGCUAAAAGCCUUGCAAUUGCUCAAGCUUGUCGAAGAAACUCAUAUGCAAUCUGAUGGUCAGAUCAGCUCGAACUAGGGCAGCAGCUAUAAUCUUUGCCAAGCAUUUAAUUUGUAUAGGGACGGUAAUAUUUAUUGUUGUCCUAGCAUUAUUGUUAUAUCUCAAAGCAACCCCGUUUGCAUUAGGCUAAAUAGUUAUAUUUGGAGAUAAUCUUAGGUGUUUGAUUGGGGCAAAAUACUGUAAGCAGUAAGAGUUGAGCCGCACUUGGGUGCAGAUAUUUCGUGUUGUCAGCUAAAGUUUGCUAAAUGUUUUUUUUUUUUUUUUUUUUUUUGUUUUUGGUCAAUUUGUAAUCAAAGCUAAACUAAUUCACUUUCAUUGAAAG